Phytophthora infestans T30-4 is the source of this 303-nucleotide messenger RNA. RefSeq lists its product as uncharacterized. The transcript is spliced from 3 exons. Lineage: Eukaryota; Oomycota; Peronosporomycetes; Peronosporales; Peronosporaceae. Bases 1 to 303 code for a protein of 100 amino acids. The record is from RefSeq and is a predicted model, not a curated record. Gene Ontology annotation, molecular function: calcium ion binding.
AUGGGACAGCAGCCGACCGAGGAAGAGUUGUUUCAAAUGAUUAGCGAGGUUGACGAGGACAUGAGCGGAGCAAUUGACUUUGCUGAGUUUCUGCAAGUCAUCGACAACCAAAAAGAUCGAGCCGCUAUGUUCGAAGACGAUAGCGACAUGAACAAGACAGGGUUUGUGCGCAAAGAGACACUGGUGAAAAUCAUCAAGGGAGACUUCGGUCUUACUAUCAAUAUUGAGGAAAUGAUCAACAAGCUGGAUGUGGAUGGCAGCGGAGAGAUCGAAUUUGACGAGUUCAAGGCCAUUCUGACUUGA